This is a messenger RNA of Asterias rubens (European starfish), 945 nucleotides long. Its product is annotated as histamine H2 receptor-like. The record is from RefSeq and is a predicted model, not a curated record. NCBI's taxonomy places the organism in Eukaryota, Metazoa, Echinodermata, Asteroidea, Forcipulatida, Asteriidae. The coding region runs from base 1 to 945 and encodes 314 amino acids. Gene Ontology annotation, biological process: G protein-coupled receptor signaling pathway. The transcript has a single exon. Gene Ontology annotation, cellular component: membrane. Gene Ontology annotation, molecular function: G protein-coupled receptor activity.
AUGAACUCUACCUCCACAGACUCUGUGGGCCUGUCCCCAGUCCUCAUCGCACUCCGUACUUGUUUCAUCGCCAUCAUUGCACUGCUGAUUAUAUCUGGGAAUAUUCUUUCAAUUGCCGUGACACGCCGUGUAACCAGCUUAGCUGACAGCACCAAGGUUCUGAUGACAUCACUGGCUGUGUCUGAUCUCCUGGUUGGAUUCUGUGCAGUAGUCAGUGUUGUUGCAUCUGCUCUGGACAGCUGGCCUUUAGGUGAUGUGGGCUGCGAAGUGGUCAGCAUUUUGUCCUCAAUAUGUUUCUUAAUGUCCUUACUGUCAAUUGUUGGUCUUAACAUAGAACGGUUUCUGGCUGUAACCCGACCUUACAAGUUUCCUGUGUGGUGUAGCAGAUUUCGGAUCCAAACGGCCGUGAUUUUCCAAGCAAUUCUCAGUUUGUGUUUAAGUUUUGUCGCCAAAUUUGGAUUUAAUGUUCCUCUACAAUUUGAUAAUACUCUGCAAAUUUGCGAGUAUGUGAACACUCCACUUCUUAUGCAUAUGAGUAACCUACUUAUUAUAGUUAUAAUUCCUACAUUAUUGAUGUCAUAUAUUUACUAUCAUUUGAUUAAGAUCAGUCGCCAACAUGAACAGCGACUGAAUCAAAAUGGCAACAAUGAGGCAAUCAAUAAUCAUGACAACAAAGCCCUCAAGACAUUCCUUGUUGUUACUUUGACAUUUGCUGGAUGCUACACACCAAAUCUAACCUUGGAAACCUUGAUGUCAUUAUCAGGAGUAUCUGCUCCAGGUUGGCUGCAGUUUCUUUUUUUGUGGUUGAUGGUCAGCAACAGUAUGUUCAACGUCAUCAUCUACUGCCUCUUCAAUAAGGUAUUUCGUCAAACAGCUAAGAAAAUUCUCUCAGAGAGAUUCCCCUGUUGCAACAGAUCGAUCGCCCCAGUUGAAAUUGGGUUCUAA